Anguilla anguilla (European eel) is the source of this 3711-nucleotide messenger RNA. Its product is annotated as zinc finger protein 37-like. The record is from RefSeq and is a predicted model, not a curated record. Bases 95 to 2860 code for a protein of 921 amino acids. Gene Ontology annotation, biological process: regulation of transcription by RNA polymerase II; telomere capping; regulation of telomere maintenance via telomere lengthening. Gene Ontology annotation, molecular function: telomeric repeat DNA binding; RNA polymerase II cis-regulatory region sequence-specific DNA binding; DNA-binding transcription factor activity, RNA polymerase II-specific. The transcript has 7 exons. Gene Ontology annotation, cellular component: shelterin complex. Lineage: Eukaryota; Metazoa; Chordata; Actinopteri; Anguilliformes; Anguillidae.
CGUUCCGCUAGAUGACACUAAAUUCUACACACUGCAGUGCACCUUUAAGACUAUUUUCAAGGCUGGCUUCUUCACAACAGUAUUUUGUACGCUGAUGGAAACCCUGAGCGUUGCAGAGAGGGAAAUCGUGGGUUGCAAAAACUCCAGCCGGCCAGGACGUCGCGUACACAGAUUUCCUGACAGGAAAAGGAGCCGUGCUGGCUUUAGUGCCUGGGUGCGUUUUGUGCAGGCGGAGAGACCGGACUUCACUACUGCGUCUGUUACAAAAAGCGCGGUCGUGUGUGGCGCUCAUUUUAGACCGGAGGAUUAUCUUCCCAGCGAUAUGAUACAGUUCAGGAUGGGAUAUCGAAGCCGGGGCCGGGUGAGACUGACUACUGGUGCGGUUCCUUCACUGCACGCAGUGGCUGUAUCAAGGCCGCCAUCAGCAGCCGGUUCUGAUUUUUACGCCGGCGGGAGUAGGUCUAAUGGUCACCAGUCCGGCGUCAGAGAUUCAGCUCUACGAAAACGUAAACUGUGCACCCCGGUGUUGGGAGAUACUGCAAGUAAUGAAGGGACAGAUGCACCAACAGCCCGUGCUGCAGUGCCUGCAGACCCAGAGCAAGAGGCCGUCUCUCCACUGGCUCCUCAACCAUCUGUGCCUCAACACUGUGGCUCACAGUGUGACCUCAGACCUUUACAUCGUUCAUCAGAUCCCUCUCUCCCUGUCUCCUCCCUGUGCCUUCUGGUUCCUCCACUUCAACUCCUCUCUGCAUCCAUGUGGCAAGUGCUGCAGCAACAAGACGUGUUGCAUUAUGGGAAACUGGAGGACUUUGUGUCUCUGGUGGUGGAGAUGUUCCCAGAGCUGCUGAGUGAGAGCCAGAGGACCGAGCUCACUCUGGGGCUGCAGGACAUGUCCCCAGCAGAGAUUGGCUGUAAAACUGACCCAACUCUAGAGGUUCUGUUGUGGGAGUUCCUUUCCAGACUGGAACAGCUGCUGCCGGUACCAGACCUCAAACAGACAGUGUCCUGGCUCAGUGCUGCCCCCUCUGUCCUGGAGGUCUGUGUGCAGUCUGUUUCUUACCCAGACCAGCUGAAGACCCUUCUCAGGCACCACAGAAGUCUUGGACAGUUGGACAUGAAUGGGACACUUCCCUCCAUGGAGGACUACAAGCUGUCCUCUAUGUCCCGCCCUCCCUCUCAAAGAGUGGUGGAUUCUACCAAGCUGACGAACAGCAAGAGCCAAUCGGAAUCCGUAACUGACUGCAUGAACUGUUUAAGCCCCGCCCCUUCAGAUGAACACACAAAGGCAGAAUCUCUGAUAUACAGCUCAGAUUACACAGGGGUAGAGUCAAAGCCAAGUUUGAACAGAUGUGAAGACACAGAGGAGAAGACAGAGAGGAUGCGUGGAUAUCUGUUGAGCAGAGAGCAAAAAUACAAACUAACCAACAUGAAGGAGGAAGAUGGGGUGAGGCAGAGUGUGAAAAUUGAGAGAGAGGAUGGUGUGAGAGAUGGAGAGAGACACAGGAAGGAGGAAGAAGAAGCGAGGGAGGAACAUAUAACUGAUCAAACUGGCAAAUUGGUGCAGAAUGUAGUAAAAACAGAACAUGGACAACAGGAAAGAGAGGAUCUGUCUACUGUGGUCACUUCCUGUCGGGUAAAACAGCCUAGAGUGCUGAUUGCCCGACUAGAAAUUGCCUCCACACCUUCUCUCUCCUCAGGACAAGCUGUUGAAGCGUCGUAUCGGGUCUUUGCCUGCUCCCAGUGCCCAUUCGUUCACACAGAGGAAGUGAAUUUUCAGCAGCACAUUGAGAUGGUUCACCCAGAGGAGCUGAACAGGACUGUGGUGUCCCAGCAACCUCCCAGCACCACAAAUCAGCACCUCACCCCACCUAAGACACCCCCCACUCUUACACGGUCCGGCACUUUACGGGCCCACACAUGCUCCCACUGUGGGAAGAGUUUCCGUAAUUUAAGUCGUCUGAAAGUGCACAAACGUACUCACACAGGGGAGCGUCCCUUCCCCUGCUCCCAGUGUGGAAAGAAUUUAAGCCGCUCGGAGACUUUGAAACAACACCUGCGAACUCAUACAGGUGAGCGCCCGUACCACUGCUCCCAGUGUGGAAAGAAUUUCAGUCACUUGGAUACUUUGAAACAACACCUGCGAACCCAUACAGGUGAGCGCCCGUACCACUGCUCCCAGUGUGGUAAGAGUUUCGGUCAUUCAAGUUAUUUGAAACAACACCUGCGAACCCAUACAGGUGAGCGCCCGUACCAGUGCUCCCAGUGUGGGAAGAGUUUCAUUCAGUCCGGUCAUUUGAAGCAACACCAGCGAAUCCAUACAGGUGAGCGUCCGUACCAGUGCUCCCACUGUGGGAAGAGUUUCCGUAAUUUAAGUCGUCUGAAGGUGCACAAACGUACUCACACAGGGGAGCGUCCCUUCCCCUGCUCCCAGUGUGGGAAGAGUUUCGGUCAUUCAAGUUAUUUGAAACAACACCUGCGAACCCAUACAGGUGAGCGCCCGUACCAGUGCUCCCAGUGUGGGAAGAGUUUCAUUCAGUCCGGUCAUUUGAAGCAACACCAGCGAAUCCAUACAGGUGAGCGUCCGUACCAGUGCUCCCACUGUGGGAAGAGUUUCCGUAAUUUAAGUCGUCUGAAGGUGCACAAACGUACUCACACAGGGGAGCGUCCCUUCCCCUGCUCCCAGUGUGGGAAGAGUUUCAGCCGGUCAAGUACACUGAAGCGACACCAGAGAACUCAUACAGGGGACCGCCUGUAUUUUGCUGGUGUACAAUUUGAAAUCAGCAAACUCACACAGGGUAACGUCUGGAACACUCGCAAAUUUGCCAGGGAGAGGACACAAGCAUGCCCCCAUGCACAGUGACGAAGACAGAGAGGAAGGCCAAGAAUAUCCCAAGACCUGCAUUGUUUAGUGUAAUCUUCAUGUUAUCAAGCUGCAUAAUACUUGUUGGAUGCCACCUCAACAAGCGCUUUGGAAGGGUUGCACAAAUGCAGCCCUUGCAGAGAGCAACCUGUAAAUUUAAGUGCCUGACCUUUGCCAAGCACCAUUGGAACUACAAUUUUCAUCCUGUGUUGUGGUCAAAUGAGUCCAAACAGCUUCUGUCUAGUGGCUGGUUGCAAUAAUGUGUUAACUGGAACCCUUUAUAAAUUACUGUUCUCUUUUUUUUUUUUUUGAAAAAUAAACUAACAGAUGUCAGAAUUUCUUUAAGUCUUUGCAGCAGUUGUUUGGGAAAUUGGAUACAGCAUGUGUGUCCUUGCCAAAAUUAUUGAACAACAUUUUGAAAAUAUCACUUAUUUACACCUUAUAUUACUUGUUAGAAUAAUUUAUUUCUCCCAAAUGAUAUGCAGUUGUGCACAUUCAUUUAAACGACAAUUUAUGAGACAAGUCGAAAGAUAUUUAUGUGUGGAUAGUAAAAUGCAUUUGUGACGUCUCUUAUUUAUGGAUCAUGAUACACACAUUUGUCAAUAAUAUCGAGACUAAUCUCUAUAUUUUUUCUGUUAAAGUAGGCUAUUUUACUUUGAAUGGCUCUGACUUGUCAGUAGUUAUCCAUUUCAGUUACAUUCCUGACUUCAUCGAGUUGGAUACAUUACCCUGGAUUUUUACUACCAUUAGGUUACUAUAAAUUACUGUACAUCAAAACUAAGUAGCCCACUGUCGUAUGGUGUACAAAAUGACAUGACACUAUAGUGACCUGUGCUUGAAGUUAUGAUUAU